Molecule: messenger RNA, 574 nt
Organism: Epinephelus lanceolatus (giant grouper)
Lineage: Eukaryota; Metazoa; Chordata; Actinopteri; Perciformes; Serranidae
Gene: lsm5
Product: LSM5 homolog, U6 small nuclear RNA and mRNA degradation associated
Biological process (GO): mRNA splicing, via spliceosome
Cellular component (GO): Lsm1-7-Pat1 complex; U6 snRNP; U4/U6 x U5 tri-snRNP complex
Molecular function (GO): RNA binding
Source: RefSeq, a predicted model, not a curated record
UUGAUUGCUUCUGACUGGUGCUUGUUGAAUGAACAUGGCGGCUACUCCGGCAACAAAUCCGUCACAGUUGCUCCCACUGGAGCUUGUGGACAAAUGUAUUGGCUCCCGAAUUCACAUCGUCAUGAAAACCGACAAAGAAAUCGUCGGCACCCUGCUGGGUUUUGACGACUUUGUCAAUAUGGUCCUGGAAGAUGUCACAGAAUUUGAAAUCACACCAGAGGGACGAAGGAUAACCAAACUGGACCAGAUCCUCCUCAAUGGCAAUAACAUCACCAUGCUCAUCCCUGGAGGAGAAGGCCCUGAAGUAUGAGCUGAGAAUCAUCGCUGAAGGCUCAGACAGUUUUGUGUUGUUGAUUUGUGCCUCUCCUGUCUUGUGUUCCCCACUUGAUGAUAUCCUUAGUGUUGUUUUUUGGAUCGCUCCUUCUUGAUGUUAAGGGAGGGUAAUAUUUUUGUAAGAUUCCUAAUUGAGUAUUUGUUAUUAAAAAAAGGUUAAAUUUGAAGUGUGUCAUGAACAAAAAGAGGGUUUUUUUGUUUUGUUUUUUUACAAAUAAAUGAGAAUCACAAUUUGAAAAAA